CUCUUCGCAUCUGGACAGGUGUUGGAGGGUUCGACACAGGCUUUAGUCACUCGGUUGUACUUCCGCACAUCGUUGGUUUGUAAUCCGCUCUCUUGUUCACUUCUCAAAAGUCUCGUCUUCCUUUCGACAACGAUCAUCUGUUUUCCAAUGAGUACAUUCUGCACAGUUCCUUCUUCUUGAAAUUCAUCAUCUUUCAUCGUUUUCACAUUCACCACGGCUGGACGGGCUCUAACAAGGCUUUUGAGCUCAUCUUUUCGUUCAUCAAAACUCAUACCAUAUGAGUGUAACACUAUACUUGAACAGAUUAUUAUCUGCUCACUAUCCGGAUCAACUCGUACAGUUUGGCAGGAGCGAAUAACAAAAGGUGCGAUAAGGGACAGUCUGUGA
Molecule: messenger RNA, 387 nt
Organism: Haemonchus placei
Lineage: Eukaryota; Metazoa; Nematoda; Chromadorea; Rhabditida; Trichostrongylidae
Source: the annotation of a GenBank genome assembly